Messenger RNA from Lepidothrix coronata (blue-crowned manakin), 1173 nucleotides. It is a transcript of the gene RHOQ, whose product is annotated as ras homolog family member Q. Lineage: Eukaryota; Metazoa; Chordata; Aves; Passeriformes; Pipridae. The coding region runs from base 170 to 787 and encodes 205 amino acids. The record is from RefSeq and is a predicted model, not a curated record. Gene Ontology annotation, biological process: cortical actin cytoskeleton organization; small GTPase-mediated signal transduction. The transcript has 5 exons. Gene Ontology annotation, molecular function: GTP binding; GTPase activity.
CGCGGCCGGGGGAAGGCGGCUCCCGCCGGGCCCAGCGCGGCGGCGGAUGGCGGGGGGGCCGCGCCCGGCGGGGGCCGGCGGGGGCGCCCGCUGAGCGGCGGCGGCGGCGAUGCCGAGGGGCCCGGCGCGGCGGGGCGCGCCCGCGGGGCCAUGAGGGCGGGCUCCGGCCAUGGCCCAUGGCAGCGCGGCGGUCAUGCUGAAGUGCGUGGUGGUGGGGGACGGCGCCGUGGGCAAGACGUGCCUGCUGAUGAGCUACGCCAACGACGCCUUCCCCGAGGAGUACGUGCCCACCGUGUUCGACCACUACGCAGUCAGCGUCACCGUCGGGGGCAAGCAGUACCUGCUGGGGCUGUACGACACCGCCGGCCAGGAAGACUAUGAUCGUCUGAGACCUUUAUCUUACCCUAUGACCGAUGUCUUCCUUAUCUGCUUCUCAGUGGUAAACCCUGCUUCAUUUCAAAAUGUGAAGGAAGAGUGGGUACCGGAGUUGAAGGAAUAUGCACCUAAUGUUCCCUUUUUACUAGUAGGAACACAGAUUGAUCUUCGUGAUGACCCAAAAACUCUGGCAAGACUGAAUGAUAUGAAAGAGAAGCCCAUAUCUGUGGAGCAAGGACAGAAGUUAGCAAAAGAGAUAGGAGCCUACUGCUAUGUGGAGUGUUCAGCUUUAACACAGAAAGGACUGAAGACCGUUUUUGAUGAAGCUAUUAUAGCCAUUCUGACUCCAAAGAAACACACAGUGAAGAAGAGAAUAGGCUCAAGAUGCAUAAACUGCUGUUUGAUCACGUGAGAAACAUUUGACAAUGGCCAGGCUUACUGUGAAAUUCUACUGAUUUUAAAUACAAUGCAUUAAGUACAUAGUGAACUUGUUACAGGUUUGAAAGCUGAACCUACGAUUCUGCCUUCUACAACCAGUGAAAUCCAGAGGAAUAAAAUCAAAGUCAACAAACUUGUAAUAAGAAGCCACCACACCUGUUACAAAUAUUUUAUUCAGACUGGAAGGUACAAUCUCUCAGGGUUACAUAGUCUAGAGGAAGCAAAAACUGCACCAUGCUGAAACGGCAUCUAUGUGAUUUUAAUGAGUGGAGAUGCUUGGCCUGAAGUACUCUAACUGAAUUUGGACAGUCUUCUGCUUUGACUAUAUAAAUAUAUAUAUAUCUAUCUUAAAAAAACAAC